Molecule: messenger RNA, 881 nt
Organism: Anopheles aquasalis
Lineage: Eukaryota; Metazoa; Arthropoda; Insecta; Diptera; Culicidae
Product: chymotrypsin-like
Biological process (GO): proteolysis
Molecular function (GO): serine-type endopeptidase activity
Source: RefSeq, a predicted model, not a curated record
AUGAAAUCGGUCGUAGUUCUGGUGUUUCUGGCCGCUGUUGCAAAUGCGAAGUGGAUUGACGAGUUGCAGACCAACAAUUAUACUUCCAAUGUACCAUCUCGGCGGAUCGUGAACGGCGAGGAGGCCACUCCCGAACAGUUUCCGUAUCAGGUCAUGUUGCUGACUGAGUUUUCCAACGAUGUUGGUAAUAUUUUAACUGGAGGAUCCGUGUUGACCGUCAACUACGUCCUGACGGCGGCAAGCACGUUCUUCAACUUAGGCGUAUCAUCCACCGGAGGAACCGCUGUGAUGGGUGCUCAUAUUCGUAUCAAUCAAGAGCCUUCCCAGCAGCGCAUUCGUUUCGAUGCUUCUGGAAUUACUGUUCAUCCGCAAUACGUGGCGAAUGGUCAAAACAGACGAAACAACGUUGGAGUUGCCCGGCUGAACACACCGAUGACCUUUAAUGAUCAUGUUCAACCUAUUCGUCUCCCAGCUCGAUCCGAUACUCGGCAGUUCGCAGGAUUCAUGGGAACUAUUGCUGGAUUUGGCACUGCUACCGACGAUGGUCCUCUCUCAGAUGUACUAAGGUACACUUCCAACUCAAUCAUGAUAAAUUCCUUUUGUAUGGCUAGAUGGGAUUACGAAAUAGUGCAGCCAGAUAACGUUUGCAUGAGUGGUGAUGGCGGUCGUUCGUCCUGCGCUAGUGACACCGGUGGACCUCUGAUUGUCCAGGACGGAGGACCUCUACAGAUCGGUAUUGAAUCUGUUCGAGGAAAUCCAUGCUCCAUUGGUUUGCCAUCGGUGUAUACGCGAGUAAUCCCGUUCUUGCCAUGGAUCGAGGCCAACACGGAUUACGUAGUGAGACCUUGAGCAAUAAAAAUUAACUUAUCGCUUAAACAUAA